Pimephales promelas (fathead minnow) is the source of this 3282-nucleotide messenger RNA. RefSeq names its product potassium voltage-gated channel, KQT-like subfamily, member 2b (gene kcnq2b). Lineage: Eukaryota; Metazoa; Chordata; Actinopteri; Cypriniformes; Leuciscidae. Gene Ontology annotation, cellular component: voltage-gated potassium channel complex; membrane. Gene Ontology annotation, biological process: potassium ion transmembrane transport. Gene Ontology annotation, molecular function: voltage-gated potassium channel activity. The record is from RefSeq and is a predicted model, not a curated record.
AUGGUGCAGAAAUCCCGCAACGGCGGCGUGUUUCCCGAUGACGCCCCGCCGGCCGAGAAGAAGCUGAAGGUGGGCUUUGUGGGGCUGGACGCGGGCGCGACGGACUCGAGCCGAGACGGCGCGUUGCUGAUCGCGGGCGCGGACGCGUCAAAGCGCGGCAGUAUCUUGAGCAAACAGAGAUCCAGCAUCUCCGGGAAGAGGCCGCCGAAGCGCAACGCGUUCUACCGACGCCUGCAGAAUUUCCUCUACAAUGUUCUGGAGAGACCGCGCGGAUGGGCGUUCAUUUACCACGCUUACGUGUUCCUGCUGGUCUUCUCCUGUCUGGUGUUGUCUGUGUUCUCCACCAUCAGAGAAUAUGAGAAGAGCUCUGAGGACGCGCUUUACAUCCUGGAAAUCGUGACCAUCGUGGUGUUCGGAGUGGAGUAUAUCGUGAGGAUCUGGUCCGCCGGAUGCUGCUGUCGCUACAGAGGAUGGAGAGGAAGACUCAAAUUCUCACGGAAACCUUUUUGCGUUAUCGACAUCAUGGUUCUGAUCGCCUCCAUCUCGGUUCUGGCCGCUGGAACGCAGGGGAAUGUGUUCGCCACCUCCGCCAUCAGGAGUCUCCGGUUCCUGCAGAUCCUGCGGAUGAUACGCAUGGAUCGCCGCGGAGGGACAUGGAAACUCUUGGGAUCUGUCGUCUACGCUCACAGCAAGGAGCUGAUCACAGCCUGGUACAUCGGCUUCUUGUGUCUGAUCCUGGCCUCGUUCCUGGUGUACCUCGCGGAGAAGGAGGAUAAUGAGAUGUUCGAGACCUACGCCGAUGCGCUCUGGUGGGGUCUGAUCACUCUGACCACCAUCGGCUACGGAGAUAAAUACCCCAUCACCUGGAACGGCCGUCUCCUGGCCGCCGCAUUCACACUCAUCGGCGUGUCCUUCUUCGCCCUGCCUGCGGGGAUUCUGGGAUCUGGGUUUGCCUUGAAAGUUCAGGAACAGCAUCGGCAAAAACACUUCGAGAAGCGCAGAAACCCUGCAGCCGGACUCAUUCAGGCUGCCUGGAGGUUUUACGCCACAAACCUGAACCGCACGGAUCUGCACUCGACGUGGGACUAUUACGAGAGGACCGUAUCGGUGCCCAUGUACAGACUCAUCCCUCCCCUGAACCAGCUCGAUCUCCUGAGAAACCUCAAGAGCAAAUCCGGCCUCUCCUUUAGGAAGGAAGCCGAAGCCUCUCCGAGUCAGAAAGUGAGCCUGAAGGAGCGCGUGUUCUCCAGCCCGAGGAACUCUGCGAGUAAAGGGAAGAGCUCUCCUCAGGGCCAGCAGUCGCUCCGCCGCUCUCCCAGUGCCAACAGCAUGGAGGACAGCCCGUCCAAAGUUCCCAAGAGCCUCAGCUUCGGCCAGUCCAGUCGGGCCCGGCAAGCCUUCCGCUUUAAAGGGGCCGCGUCCCGCCAGAACUCAGAAGUGCUCAUUGAGAUGCAAGAGGAAGAUUUGAGACACAGGAACUCUCCAGAAGCCAGCCUUCCCGGAGAAGACAUUGUUGAUGACAAUAAGAGCUGCCAUUGUGAGUUUGUCCCUCAGGAUUUAACGCCGGGACUAAAAGUUACCAUCAGGGCCGUGUGCAUCAUGAGGUUCAUGGUGUCCAAGCGCAAGUUUAAGGAGAGUCUUCGGCCGUAUGACGUGAUGGACGUCAUAGAGCAAUAUUCAGCCGGACAUCUCGACAUGUUGGCGAGGAUUAAAAAUCUGCAGUCCAGAGUGGAUCAGAUUGUUGGUCGAGGCGCUCCGAUUACAGACAAGGAUCGUCCUAAAGGAACCACAGAUGGAGAACUGCCGGAGGAUCCCAGCAUGAUGGGGCGACUCGGGAAAGUGGAGAAACAGGUGAUGUCAAUGGAGAGAAAGCUGGAUUUCCUGGUGAACAUCUACAUCCAGCGCAUGGGAAUCCCGCAGUCCGAGACGGACGCCUACUUCGCCUCUAAGGAGCCCGACCCGGCGCCUCCGUACCACAGUCCGGUGGAGCACAUGGAGAAGAGCGGAUCCAUCACCAAAAUCAUCCGGUCCAACAGCUCAGCGGGACAGAAGAACUUCGACCCGCCGACCUCCACAUGCGUCAAUCACCACUGUCCUCCGUCCACGUCCCGGCAUCCACAAACCAUCCCUGAUCCCGGCCCGAUCCCCGAUCCCGCUUCGCUAGUGCGUAUCCCUCCGCCUCCGGCACACGAGCGCUCGUCCAACGGACACAACGGAGGAUCUCGCGCACACCAUUCCCGCGAAGACGGGCGCCUUUCCCAAGCCGGAGCCGAGAGCGACACGUCCGUAUCAAUCCCGUCCGUGGAUCACGAGGAACUGGAACGCUCCUUCAGCGGAUUCAGCAUCUCGCAGUCCAAAGAAAACCUGGACUUUAUGAACAACGCUUAUUUUAGCGGCGUGCCGCGCUGCGCUAAAGUGAGGUCGUACAUCGCGGAGGGCGAGUCGGACACGGACUCCGAUCUGUGUGUCCCGUCGCCUCAUUCAGCCACCGGAGACGGCGCGUACGGGGACCGAGGCUGGACCGGACCCAAGUGAAACCACUCCGGAAGUCUUUACAAACCAGCGUCAGACUGUAUUUGUGGGAACCUGCGUGUUUAAAAAGCAGAGUUUCACUCACAAGCACGACUCCACGAGCGGAAGAAGAGAGAAAAUGCCUCUGGGAGCCUUGACGUAAAGACGGAGGAGAGACCGUUUCACAUCUGGCGUGUUUUCAUCUUUAAGGUGGAGACGGCAAAAGCUUGAGUGUUGGAAACGACAUCUAGGAGCUUUAUCCAUCAGGAUGGAUGAGAGACACAUGUGGUGCAUUUUCAUCUUUAAGAACUCUGAAACCACGUGGGACUUUGUUACGACCAGCGCUAGACCAGCCCCAUCUCAUGAAGAUGUGUAUCUAUAGCACAAAUUUUAUUUCUCAUACCAUUAAUAGUUUUUGCGUGCAUAUGAUACGCACUUUAUGGACUCGCUCCACACCCCUAAUCCUACCCAAGGGGUUUACAGUGCGUAUGAAAACUACUUUUUUUGCGUAUAAAUGGCACGAGAAAUCAAAUUUGUGCUACAGAUACGCGCUUUCGUGAGAUUGUGUCGGCUAGACUGUAUUUGUGAGCACCUGUGUGUUUAAGAAGCAGGGUUUCACUUACAAGCUCAACUCCACGAGCGGAAGAAAGGUGGAGACGGCAAACGUUGGAGAUGACUUCUCAGAGCCUUAUCCAUAGGGUUGGGUAUCGUUUGAAUUUGAACGAUUCUGAUUCCGAUUCCUUGUUUCGAUUCCGGUUCCUAACGAUUCUC